Messenger RNA from Drosophila suzukii, 685 nucleotides. The record is from RefSeq and is a predicted model, not a curated record. NCBI's taxonomy places the organism in Eukaryota, Metazoa, Arthropoda, Insecta, Diptera, Drosophilidae.
AACGUUUAUUAUGUUUUGAAACGUGAAGUGAACGUGAACAGCAGUGAACUCGAAAAUGGCCCGUACCAAGCAAACCGCUCGGAAAUCGACUGGUGGCAAGGCGCCACGCAAACAACUGGCUACUAAGGCCGCUCGCAAGAGCGCCCCAGCCACCGGAGGCGUGAAGAAGCCCCAUCGGUAUCGCCCUGGAACGGUUGCCCUGCGUGAGAUCCGUCGAUACCAGAAGAGUACCGAGCUCCUGAUCCGCAAGCUGCCUUUCCAGCGUCUGGUGCGUGAAAUCGCUCAGGACUUCAAGACUGACCUGCGAUUCCAGAGCUCGGCGGUGAUGGCUCUGCAGGAAGCUAGCGAGGCCUAUCUGGUUGGCCUCUUUGAAGAUACCAACUUGUGCGCCAUUCAUGCCAAGCGUGUCACCAUCAUGCCCAAAGACAUCCAGUUGGCCCGUCGCAUUCGCGGCGAGCGUGCUUAAGUGGCUGCCAAUGCGCUAACAUACUUUGUACAAAUCGGUCCUUUUCAGGACCACAAAUUUCAAUCAAUGAGAUACUAAUUUUUAUCUGCAGGCUUCAACCUUAAAAUAAAGAAAUUAACUUUUCGUCCCGUUCCUUCGUAAGUGAAAUUAUUAAUUGUUUGUAACUUUUAGUGAUUUGAUAAAAUUAAUAAAUAGUCGGAACUCGUCGUUCGAUUAGGA